GUCAUUUAAUUACUCUAAUUUGUUUUAAAAAAAAUGUUAUUCACAAUGCGUUACUCUUAUGGUAUUGCAUAGAUUUAAUUUGAAGGUGUUGAUAGGGGGCGCUUAAUCAAAAAUGAUGGAGGAAAACGGACAAAAGAAGAGGAGAAUCGUCAUCAUCGGCGUCUCUGCCAUCUUCCUAGUGGCUGUGGUCGUAGCGGUCGCAGUUGGUGUCAACCUAAAUAUAAAAGGUGGUUCCAACGAUGAUGCACAAGAUAACAAGUCCCACGUUGCUUCCUCUGUGAAAGCGGUGAAAACCCUUUGCAAACCCACGGAUUACCCGAAAGAAUGCGAGAAAAGCCUGAGUGCAGAAGCUGGGAACACCACGGACCCAAGAGAACUCAUUAAAAUUGCCUUCAACAUAACCAUUAAGAAAAUAGGUAACGGGCUCAAGAAAACGGAUAUCAUGCACAAGGUUGAGAAUGACCCUAUAUCCAAGAUGGCACUUGACACAUGCAAGCAACUCAUGGAUCUUUCCAUUGAUGAAUUCAAGAGGUCACUCGAGAGAAUGGGAAAGUUUGAUCUCAACAACCUCGACAACAUCCUCAAUAGUUUAAGGGUGUGGCUUAGCGGUGCAAUCACGUACCAAGACACAUGCUUGGAUGGCUUCAAGAACACCACCAACGAAGCAGGGAACAAGAUGAAGAACCUGUUAACGAGUUCCAUGCACAUGAGUAGCAAUGCCCUUGCCAUCAUCUCAGAGGUUGCAGACAUUGUUGCGAAAAUGAAUGUGAACAAAGAUGGGCAUCGCGAGCUUGUUGAGGAUUCUCGUGGGGGUGAACAUGUUUUUGGUCACGAGGAGGUUAUUCCCUCGUGGGUUGAGGAGGAUGGUGUUGGUGUUCGUAGAUUACUUCAUGAAAGUCCUCACAAAGUCAAGCCUAAUGUGGUUGUGGCAAAAGAUGGUAGUGGAAAGUACAAGAGCAUCAACCAGGCAUUGAAGAAGGUGCCUGCGAGGAACCAAAAGCCAUUCGUGAUUUAUAUUAAGGAAGGUGUUUACCAUGAGUACGUUGAAGUCACUAAGAAAAUGACCCAUGUGGUGUUUGUGGGUGAUGGUGGCAGCAAGACACGAAUCACCGGCAACAAAAACUUCGUAGAUGGAAUUAAUACUUACAGAACAGCCUCUGUCGCAAUUCUAGGAGAUUACUUUAUAGCCAUCAAUAUAGGGUUUGAGAACUCUGCUGGCCCCGAAAAACAUCAAGCAGUAGCCAUAAGGGUCCAAGCAGACAGAUCAAUUUUCUAUAAAUGCUCAAUGGAUGGGUACCAGGACACAUUGUAUGCUCAUGCCAUGCGUCAAUUCUAUCGGGAUUGCACCAUUUCAGGCACCAUUGACUUCGUGUUUGGUGAUGCGGUGGUUGUUUUCCAAAACUGCACUUUCGUGGUCAGAAAGGCAUUGGAAAACCAACAAUGCAUUGUGACGGCACAAGGCAGAAAAGAGAGGCACCAACCAUCAGGAACAGUGAUCCAAGGGAGUUCCAUUGUGUCAAAUCAUACAGAGAAGUUUGAUAACAAGGUUUACCUAGCGCGUCCAUGGAAGAAUCACUCGAGAACCAUCUUCAUGGACACUUACAUUGGGGAUUUGAUUCAACCCGAAGGGUAUAUGCCAUGGCAAGGACCAAGUGGCCUUUCGGGUAUGGAUAGUUGUUUCUAUGCCGAGUACAAUAACACUGGUCCUGGCUCAAACAAAUCCAAGCGUGUAAAAUGGCGCGGGAUCAUGACCCUCACCUUAGAAUCCGUAAGCCAUUACUUACCAUACAAAUUUUUUCAUGGAGAUGAUUGGAUUAAAGUCACUGGGAUUCCUUACUCCUCUGCUGUCACAGCCCCCAAUAAGCACUAAUUAUCUUUCUUAGGGAGGAGCAUCCGUGCUAAUAUGCAUCCAGAGACUAGUUAUUUUUAAUGCUUGUGUCUUUCACAUUUAUUUUAUUUGUUUCAAGUCUUGUAUAUACUGUAAUUUUGCCACAGUUCCCACACUGCAGAUAGAUGCUUAUCUUCCUGCAGGAUACAUAGAAU
Molecule: messenger RNA, 2043 nt
Organism: Glycine soja
Lineage: Eukaryota; Viridiplantae; Streptophyta; Magnoliopsida; Fabales; Fabaceae
Product: probable pectinesterase/pectinesterase inhibitor 21
Exons: 2
Coding region: 113-1870 (585 amino acids)
Biological process (GO): cell wall modification
Molecular function (GO): pectinesterase activity; pectinesterase inhibitor activity
Source: RefSeq, a predicted model, not a curated record